AGGUCCCCGAGAUGGAGUUAAGUUGGUUCACCUGGACGACGCUGCUGACACUCCUCUACCUACAGCCAGGUGUGAGCGAGCGGGCGUUGUUCUUCCAGCCAGACAACCUGCCCAGCUCGGAGGCCAGAGCUACCAUCAUGCUGGACCCAACCUCCAGCCCCCCUCUCACCAACCUCUCUGUGUGCUCCUGGUUUUGGAUCCACCACUUCAGGGAGAAGACCUACGUGUACUCCUACGCCACCUCUGACAAGAACAACAACGAACUCAAUAUGGGCCUUAAAGAGUACGUGGCAUACAUAGCGGUGGGCGGGAACUACAAGUACGGCCUCAGGAAUAUGACCUACGUCCCUGGCGUCUGGUAUCACAUCUGUUUCGUCGUCCAGUACAAGAAGUUUUUCGUCUAUCUCGAUGGGCAGCUGCAGAACACUGACGAUAUCACCCCGCGCAAUAUCCUGAUGAACGGCUCCCUAGUGCUGGGCCAGGAGACGGACCUGGUGCAGGGCGGUUACCAGGAGCAACAGAGCUUCUCCGGCAUCAUCACCGGCUUCAACCUGUACAGUCGUGGCCUGAGCAAGGAGGAGGUGCUUGCCUUGGCCAGAUGUUCCUCCAGCGUCGACGAGGGUGACAUAGUGGCUUGGUCCUCAACCUCCUGGCAAAUCGAGGGUCAGGUCACAGAUUUCGACCUACCACAGCAAGAGUACUGCACCCGUAGUUCCCAGACGACGUUGUUCCCGGAGAGGCUGACUAACGCCGCUGCCCGUCAGUGGUGCACCAACCUCAAGACGGUAAUGAGCCUUCCCCGCAAUGCCGAGGAGAACACCAGGCUCUACCAGGCAGCUACGCCCUUCAUCUCUGUCUGCCAGCCACCCAACCACGCCAAAGGAUUCUUCUGGAUCGCCGCCACUGACGCAGCAGAAAAUGGCAAAUGGACAGACCUGGAGGGGAAUCUACUCAACUUUACCAACUUCAAGGGAUCAUCUACGUCCAAGACCCUCAACUGUGCUGGGCUGUUGAUCCCUCCCCAGGUCGAGGAGUGGGACGACAUUAAUUGUAGUGACACCUACAAGUUUUGCUUCGCCUGCGAGGAGGAGGAGGUACCUGCCGUGCUCAAGAUGCGGGGACUGUGUGAGACUGACAUAAAGUCCGCCUGGUUUACUCUACAUCAACAGGGUGCACAAAGGCCCACCUUCAUGGGCUUCACCAAAUACCACGUGUACUUAAAAGAGGAAACAAGCACCUGGUACCUGCACGAUCAGUGGAAGAACCUCACCCUGGCCACCUACUACACCUACGACCUCUCCUACCCCAUCGGCACCCACCAGUGGAUACUCACCACCAACUAUAACGUCUGCGGCAAACCUGAAGGUGCACAACACGAGUUGUCAUUGUCAGCGUGCUACGACUGGGAAUACACAUGUGGGGACGGUACCUGCAUCAAGCUGGAGCAGCGGUGUGACCUGCGGGUGGACUGUCCAGACAAUACGGACGAGACAGGGUGCGAAAAGCUGGUACUACCCAAGGGCUACCUCUCUACCCUGACCCCGGCUGGUGUAUCCCUCGGCCCGCUGAAAAUGAACCUGUCCCUCUCCAUCCAAGGCUUCUCUGAGAUCAACAUCCGAGACAUGAAGCUGACGGUAGACCUGUCGACUACGCUCUCCUGGCUGGACCAGCGCCUCCGAUACACCAACCUUAAGGACCUGGACGAGAUUAACUAUAUCGAGCUUUCACAGGUAUGGACGCCCAAGGUGGAAUACAUGAACGCAGACUUCCCCAAGAUCUACACCACUGACCCCGUCCUCACCGCCAGACGCGUCUCACCCCCGGAGCCAGACGACCCCUCCGCCCCCACCCACGAUGAGGUGUAUGAAGGGAGGAGCAACCCCCUGAGACUGAGUCAGAAGGUCAACGCUCCCUUCUCCUGUUCUAUGAACCUCAGGAACUUCCCCUUCGACACCCAGCAAUGUCACCUGCUGCUGCGACUCACCUCCGCCAGACUGGACUUUCUCAUCUGGCAGGACCUGAACGUCACCUACCUGGGAGAGGUGCUGCUGACAGAGUAUGAGGUGGCUGCCGUGGUCAUCGCGCACAAGGUGAAUCUUAACUACAGUGUGGCCGACGUGAAGAUCACACUAUACCGCCGCUUCUGGUUCUACCUGACGUCGACCUACCUGCCCACCAUCAUGCUCAUGGUGAUCAGCUACGCCUCGCUCUACUGCAAGCGAGAGAACACUGACCUAAGGGUGAUGAUGUCGCUCACCACGCUGCUCGUGCUCUACGCCCUCUACCAGCAGAUCUCUGACGGCCUCCCCAGGACCUCCUACACCAAGGCCAUCGACGUCUGGUGUUUCUUCGCCAUCACCUUCAUAUUCACAAUGGUAAUUUUCCACGUGUUGGUGGACCUGACAGGCAAAAUCUCGUAUGGAUUGAGGAGACGCCGCCAUGUGUCCAUCCCAAAAGAAGUCAGCUGGAGUGUGGACGAGCCAAAACCGAAGAAGGGGAGCAGGUCCAUGGUGGCCGCCAGGAUUAUCUACGCCAUCAUUGUGUUCAUAUUCUUGGUCAUCUACUGGACUGUGGUCAUCACCAACAUAGAGUACUAACUUACUGACAGUCGUCUGCUGUGAUUAUGAAAAGUUUAUUUUCCCAGUGAAAAUAAUAUUAAGGAAAGUUAACCAAAUUUUUCAUAAAGUCAGUUUGUUUACAUAAUAUUCAUGUACAUCUAUUUAUAGUUCAACUAAUUAUCUUGUCAAUUCAUUUUUAAAAUGAUUUCGUAAGAUAAGACAAAAAUACUGACAUAAUCAUGACGAAGUAAAAAUGUAAGGGCGGUCUAUACGUACAGUACGCGAGACCUUGUUCUAUUAGUAGUUGUACAAAAUACUCUUUGUUUAGCUCUUUUUAACAUUAAACUCUCCAAGAAGCUAAUUUCCCAAAUUCUGUUCAUCUUUUGUUAAUGUUACAAUGCAUGCACUCACACUACAUUACAAGUGCAUACCAUCUGAUAUUAGUACCAAGUUGGAAGCAUCACUUCUUGUCCAAAUCACCUUAGUUAAGCAACGUUGGGCCUGGUUAGUACUUGGAUGGGUGACCGCCUGGACCUACUGUACUGUACUGUAAGUACACCAGAUGCUGCUGGCAUAAGGAACUCUACUGGAAACAAACCUAUCGUUGCUUUGUCAGCUUUCAUUGGUCAUAUUGACCGAAUAUAAAUUAUUAUUAAUAUUAUUACCCAGAGGAAGCACGUAGGUAAAUGCCAGGAGCGUGCGUGGAGCUCCUCAAGGUCGACUGUUAAAUUUGAGACGUCUGAAUCUGAAACCGUGUAUACAAAAGAAUUUUUUUCAUUAUGUGCAUCGCUUAAAAAGCAUAAAAAUGAUAAACAUUAGUUUGUACAUUUUUCUUUGUUGUAGAGUACAGUGUAUUACUGUAAUGUAUCAAAUGACCUUUCAUGUUGACUCGGCGAUAGUUUGAUAAUACUGCUUGGCAUGAGACAACACGUCUACGAUGACAGGUCAAUUCUCCGGACUAUACCCAGUACAUCUGUUGGUGUUAUGUGACCUUGAAGUAACACAAUUCAGGAGCAUCAACAAUCUUAGGAACAGGACAGCACCACGUACUAAUUUCUGGCAUUGACCUGUGACCUUACUUAAUAAAUGUUACCUUUUCAUAUAAAUAA
Molecule: messenger RNA, 3667 nt
Organism: Homarus americanus (American lobster)
Lineage: Eukaryota; Metazoa; Arthropoda; Malacostraca; Decapoda; Nephropidae
Exons: 14
Coding region: 12-2597 (861 amino acids)
Biological process (GO): chloride transmembrane transport; signal transduction; regulation of membrane potential
Cellular component (GO): synapse; neuron projection; membrane
Molecular function (GO): extracellular ligand-gated monoatomic ion channel activity; transmembrane signaling receptor activity; chloride channel activity
Source: RefSeq, a predicted model, not a curated record